UUUGACAAUAUAUCUAUGGAGAGUACGUAAUUAGGUUAUUUUCCUUGUUUUAUUCUUUAAAUUGAUAUUAAGAAAAGAAUUAAUUUAAUUUAUUUUUGAUGAUAACAGACACAGUAUUACUUCAUAAAUAUAGGAAUAAUGGCCAUUGGCGAAGAUCAUGAGCGUAAAGUUAAUAGAAAACCCGCAGAUACUCCAUUUAAGCAGCAACAUUUACAAGCAUGGCAACCACUUUUUACUGCAGGAAAUGUAUACAUCUUCUUUUUUGUCAUAAGUAUAGUUGCUAUACCUUUGGGCAUAAGUAUUUUGCACGUAUCUAAUCAAGUCAAUGAAUUAGUAAUAGAUUACACAAGGUGUAACAGAACCAUUACGGAUUCCAACAAGACCAGUGUUGAUACUGGCAUUGCAUGUUAUGAACAUCUUUCACACAAUAAUUCUAAAUGCAGUUGUACCAUAUCAUUCAAAAUUGAGCAGGAUAUGAUGGGACCUGUCUUUAUGUAUUAUGGAUUAAGCAAUUAUUAUCAAAACCAUCGAAGGUAUGUUAAAUCUGCUGAUGAAUAUCAAAUUCUUGGAAUUUUAAGUAAUGAUGUAUCAAGUGAAUGUGAACCAUUUGGAAAAGCUUUUGAUAUUAAAGCAAACAAAGAACUACCUAUUGCUCCAUGUGGUGCUAUUGCAAAUUCAUUGUUUAAUGAUACAUUAACAUUGUAUAAAUUUUCCAACUUUAGUGAGAGGAUAUUAGUCCCUCUAAUUCGUACUGAUAUUGCCUGGGCCUUUGAUAAAAACGUCAAUUUUCAAAAUCCUGGAUUUAUAAAUGGAUCACUAGAAAAUGCUUUUGACGGAUUUACUAAGCCUAGAAAUUGGCAGAAAUAUGUAUGGGAACUUGAUAUUGAAGAUCCUACUAAUAAUGGCUUUCAAAAUGAGGAUUUAAUGGUCUGGAUGAGAACUGCUGGGCUACCAAGUUUUAAAAAGUUAUAUCGCAAAAUAAAUCAUACAGAACCUGGCUUUGAAAAUGGCUUAUUAAGGGGAGAUUAUGAGCUAAUUGUAGAUUAUGGUAUGCUUAUAAAAUAUAAAAGUAUUUAA
Molecule: messenger RNA, 1077 nt
Organism: Agrilus planipennis (emerald ash borer)
Lineage: Eukaryota; Metazoa; Arthropoda; Insecta; Coleoptera; Buprestidae
Product: cell cycle control protein 50A
Exons: 4
Coding region: 139-1077 (312 amino acids)
Cellular component (GO): endoplasmic reticulum; Golgi apparatus; plasma membrane
Source: RefSeq, a predicted model, not a curated record